Molecule: messenger RNA, 2873 nt
Organism: Gossypium raimondii (Peruvian cotton)
Lineage: Eukaryota; Viridiplantae; Streptophyta; Magnoliopsida; Malvales; Malvaceae
Product: formin-like protein 3
Exons: 6
Coding region: 242-2713 (823 amino acids)
Biological process (GO): actin cytoskeleton organization; actin nucleation
Molecular function (GO): actin filament binding
Source: RefSeq, a predicted model, not a curated record
CAUUGCAAUGGUUCGAUGAAUGAAGUUGUAUAAACAAAAUUUACAAGAUAAGAAAAGGGUAUUCGUUUUGUUUGGCAUUUUCCUUGAAGGCUAACCCCAAAAGGGAAAAUAAUUAAGGAAAGUAGGGAAACAAAAAGGUUUUGGCGUCUCCUUUCGGUUAUUAUUAUUAUCAUUAUUAUUUGUUCUUGAAAGAUUUUUAGUCUAUUCGAUGAAAUGAGAAGAAAAAUAAGCGAAUGGGGUAAUGUUUGGAGGAGCAACGAAAAUGAGAAGGGCUGUUUAUGCCAUUUGUUUUGUGAUAUUGGUUUGCAAUUUGGCAAUGGGGAGCUCAGAAGGUAAAAGGAACACACCUGACAAUGAAAGCAGCAGAACAACAUCUCCCAAGAUAAAUGAAAAAAUGGCAGAGGAGGCAUGGAAUCAUUGCACAAAGGAGAUGGAAGAAAAAAGGGAUGCCAUUAAAGAUUUUGACAUGUAUAUACCACAAGCAAGCGAUGACUUGACUUCGGCAUUAUUAGCAAAACAAAGCAUGCACAAAGCUAUUGAUAUUUUGCCUCCUCAAGUGAGAGACGGGGUUCUUGAUUGCUUAAGAAAGAAUGGACUUAUCUUUUGUGCUUCUGACCCAGAAGUUAGCUCAAGCUAUCUAAGGUCGCAUCCAACUGAAGGCGCAUUACAUUAUUCACUUCAUGUAUCGAAAAAGGUUUCUGGUUCACGUUCACCGGGUAAAAAGGGUAAAAAGGGUAAAAGGAAGAGUCUCAUGACAGCUAUUAUUGCUAUUGUUGCAACUGCAGUUGCAACAUUUGUUCUUGUUGCAGUGAUCUUCUUUUGUUGUCUGAGGAAAAAUAGCGAACCAAAGGAAGAAAAACCCCUUCUGCACUUGAAUGAUUACUUGAGUGAAAAUUCUUCACAGAAGUCUAUUAAGUUAGUAAGUUUGGACAACAAAGAACUUAGUACUAGCAGCAGCUGCAAGAUCCCUGCUUCUGCUUCUGCUUCUGCUUCUGAUACUAACUUGACCACAAAGCAAGAUGACGGCGCACUUCCAAAACCACCAGGAUCAGAUGCAACUGUUGGAGCAGGCCUAAAACCUCCUCCUGGGAGACCAGCUCCUCCUCCUCCAGCACCACCUCCUGCGGCACCACCUCCCAAAGCAGCACCACCACCUCCUCCUCCUCGUGCUGCUGCCCCCCCACCUCCACCAGGUGCCCGUCCUCCCCCUAUGCCACCAAAAUCAAAAGCCGCUGCACCCCUUGGAGGACGUAAACAACGUAGUGCUUCUGGUGAUGAUGCGGACUCUGCACAAAAAGCCAAGUUAAAACCAUUUUUCUGGGACAAGGUUAAGGCUGAUUCAGGUCAAUCGAUGGUUUGGCAUGAGAUCCGUGGUGGAUCAUUCCAGUUCAAUGAGGAGAUGAUAGAGACUUUAUUUGGUUAUCAAGCAGCUAAUAACAAGAAUAACGAGAAGAAGGAAAAAGCAGCAGAACCUGCUGUCCAGUACAUUCAAAUUAUUGAUGCUAGGAAAGCGCAAAAUUUGUCUAUUCUUCUGCGUGCACUAAAUGUCACAACACAGGAAGUUGUUGAUGCUCUCCAAGAAGGAUAUAGGCUUCCUGGAGAGCUCCUUCAAACAUUGAAAAAGAUGACGCCAACACAAGAUGAGGAACUGAAGCUUAGAUUAUUCGCAGGAGAUAUUAAUCAACUUGGCCCUGCCGAGAGGUUCCUCAAAACCGUGGUUGAAAUACCUUUUGCCUUCAAACGAAUUGAUGCCUUGAUGUUCAUGAGUACUUUCCCAGAGGAAGUCGCUAGCCUUAAAGAAUCCUUUGCAACUCUUGAGGUAGCUUGCACCAAGCUCAAAAAUAGUAGAUUAUUCCUAAAACUACUGGAAGCAGUGCUUAAAACCGGUAAUCGCAUGAAUGAUGGUACCUACCGUGGUGGUGCACAUGCAUUCAAGCUUGACACACUCUUGAAACUAUCUGAUGUAAAGGGAACAGAUGGUAAGACCACGCUUCUCCACUUUGUCGUUCAGGAGAUCAUGCGUUACGAAGGCAUAAAAUGUGUUCGCCAACAAAAUUCAAGCCAGAGCCAGAGCCUUGGCAGUUUCAAGGGGGUGGACUUUGUUGAAGAUAAUGACCAAGACAAUGAGGAUCAUUAUCGCAGUCUUGGUCUUGAAGUGGUUUCAGGUGUAACCACUGAACUUGAAGAUGUUAGGAAGGCUUCUGCAAUUGAUGCUGAUGCCCUGACAUCUACAGUGGCUAAACUCGAGGGUGGUUUGAGAAAAACUAAGGAGUUUUUGGAUUCAGAUAUGAAGGAAACCGAAUCGGAGACUCAAUUUUAUCUUUCAAUGACUUGUUUUGUCGAUGCUGCAGAAUCUGAUAUUAAAAUUCUAUCAGAGGAAGAGAAAAGGAUAAUGGAGCACAUCAAGAGUGCAGCAGACUAUUUUCAUGGCCAGGCAGGAACGAAGGAAGGCUUGCGUUUGUUUGCAAUUGUGCGGGAUUUCUUGACAAUGUUAGAUAAGGUUUGUAAAGAAAUUAGAGACACCAGAGCUAAGCAGAAAGCCCAGCAAGCCAAGGAAGCCAAAAAAGAGGGUGCGACGGUGACAGAGAACCGACCAUCAUCUGCUUCGGAGCCUCCUCCACCAUCCCCGGAUAUACGUAAACGACUAUUUCCGGCAAUGGCCGGUCAGCGGAUGAAUGAUUCCAGUUCAGAUGAAGAAAGCUUCUCUCCUUAGCUGUAAAUUUAGAAAGGUAAAUGAAAAUUUUCAAUUGGGAACAUGUUAUCCUUCUCUUUUUUCUUAUGGUUAUAUAGUUUGGCUUGCGGUAACUGGUGUACAAGAUCAAUGAUUAUAGAUUGAAGCAAAUUUGAUUGCCAUAGACAUGCAACUUUUGUUA